Messenger RNA from Balearica regulorum gibbericeps (East African grey crowned-crane), 2811 nucleotides. The record is from RefSeq and is a predicted model, not a curated record. Lineage: Eukaryota; Metazoa; Chordata; Aves; Gruiformes; Gruidae.
AUGGCUGAAACAAAGGACAAAAUCUGCAACUAUUUGUUCAGCGUGGCAGAAACAACGGCACUCAACCUUGCCAAAAACAUUGGGUUUUCGAGGGCCAAGGAUGUUAAUGCUUUUCUUAGCGCUCUGGAAAAGCUGGGAGAUGUCCACAAGCAGAACACGAGCCCCCCACGGUGGUCCCUGACAGACAGGAAACGUGAGCGGAUGCAGAUGAGGCUGAAGGCCAGCACGGUAACGCAGACAGUGGAUCCCACCGGUCUUCUGCUUUCCUCCGUUCCUCCGUGUCCCCAGGAGAUGACCGUAGCUUCACCAGCAGCGACAACAUCGGAAGAAGAAAGUAUAGGAAGCGAGCAGCAGCCUUUGGGGCAAACCGAUCGGAGCGAUGCCAGCGACGUGGAAGCAGCCCCACCUGAGGACACGAAGCUCGAAUUUUCCAGUUUGAGUAAUUAUGAUAACUCCGAAAACGGCAAGUGGGCCACCGAUGAUAUCCCAGAUAAUCUGAACACUAUCAACAAGCAGCCUGAUGAGUCAGAAUCCAUCAUGAAUUCCCAGUCUUCUCCCAGUUACACCGCCCAGUUUGAAACUGCUUUCCCAUGUACGCCCGUAGAGAAACUGAUGGCUUGUCAGGAGAAGAACCCAGUGAGUGGCCUUACCGAAUAUUCCCAGUACACGUACCAGCACUGUGAGUUUGCCAUGCUGGAGCAGAGCGGACCCUCUCACGAGCCACGAUUUAAGUUCCAGGCAGUGAUUAAUGGGCGCCGAUUCCCACCGGCAGAAGCAGGGAGCAAAAAACUCGCUAAACAGGAGGCAGCAGCUAACGCUAUGAAGGUCCUGAUGAGCGAAGCGGAGAACGGAAGACAGGGUGGAAUUAAAUGUGAAGAGCCGUUUCCCUCUGACAACUCUGAGUUGGAAUUGGUGAAGCCAGAGCCGUCGUCGGCGCCAGCUCAGCUCAACCUGCUUCCUGGGAAGCACCCUAUCAGUGUGUUAAUGGAGUACGGACAAAAAUCAGGGAACACGAUUGAAUUCCAGCUGCUCUCUCAGGAAGGCCCACCUCACGAUCCGAGGUUCAGCUACUGUGUGAAAAUGGGUGACCAAAUUUUCCCUGCUGUGGUAGGAAACAGCAAGAAGGGAGCAAAGCAAAUGGCAGCAGAAGUUGCUGUGAAGAUUCUUUCUGGAGAGUCUCCUGUCGGGAAGCCCCACAGUGACCAGUCCACGCACAGCUGUGGACCUUGGAUCGCCACUCCGGAUGAAUCCAAGGUGGCGAAAGCGAAGGGCGUUGGGGAGCUCAUCAAAUACCUUAAUGCCAAUCCUGUCAGCGGCCUGCUGGAAUACGCCCGCUCCAAUGGCUUUGCUGCAGAGUUCAAACUCAUCGACCAGUCGGGACCUCCCCAUGACCCCAAGUUUGUCUAUCAGGCAAAGGUUGGAGGCCGCUGGUUCCCAGCUGUAACUGCACAUAAUAAAAAGCAGGGCAAGCAGGAGGCAGCUGAUGCAGCACUCAGAGUCCUGAUUGGCGAAACAGAGAAGAUUGAGCGCGUGGAGGGGACCAACAUCACUGAGGUAAAUCGUCUUCCUCCGCAGCUGGGACUGCCUGUCCUCUUCCACUCAGUCCAGCAGAAAAAUCUCCCCGUGAGUGGCAGUACGCUACACGAUCAGAUGGCUAUGCUGAGCCACCAGCGCUUCAACACCCUCACCGCUCGCAUCCAGCACAGUCUGCUUGGGCGGAAGAUCCUGGCUGCCAUCAUCAUGCGGAAAGGAAACAAGGAUCUGGGAGUGGUGGUCAGCGUCGGAACGGGUAACCGUUGCGUGAAAGGGGAAGAGCUGAGCUUGAAGGGGGAGACAGUGAAUGACUCCCAUGCAGAAAUCAUUUCUCGAAGAGGCUUUGUGAGGUUUCUUUAUAGUGAGUUGAUGAAGUAUGACCCGUCUAAUCCUUCUUCUGCAGAAGAGAGCAUUUUUGAGCCAGCAGGAGGGAAGAAACUCAAAAUAAAGAGCGAUGUUACCUUCCACCUCUACGUCAGCACAGCACCUUGUGGAGACGGGGCGCUCUUUGAUAAAUCCUGCAGUGACCAGGCGAGCGUGGUGGGGCAAACCCAGCAUCAACCUCUCUUUGAGAACCCCAAACAAGGCAAACUGCGGACCAAGGUGGAGAACGGGGAGGGUACCAUUCCUGUGGAGUCGAGUGACAUUGUGCCCACGUGGGAUGGGAUCCAGCAUGGGGAGCGUUUGCGAACCAUGUCCUGCAGCGACAAAAUCUUACGCUGGAAUAUACUUGGCUUGCAAGGGGCAUUGUUGUCACACUUCAUCGAGCCGGUUUAUCUCAGCUCUGUUACACUUGGUUACUUGUACAGUCAGGGUCAUUUAACACGUGCAAUCUGCUGCCGCGUUGCGAGAGAUGGGAACGCGCUGCAGGAAAAGCUCCGGGCUCCGUAUCGCGUUAACCAUCCCGAGGUUGGGCGAGUCAGCGUAUACGACUCUGCAAGGCAGACGGGCAAGACGAAGGAGUCUUCAGUGAAUUGGUGUCUUGCUGAUGAAAGCGAAGUUGAAGUCUUGGAUGGCACAAAAGGGAAAGUAGAUGGACCGAAGCUGGAGGUGUCUCGUGUGUCCAAGAGGAAAAUCUUCGCCCUGUUCCAGCAGUUGUGCGCCAAGAACAACUGCAGAGACCUGCAGAACCUCUCGGUGUACUCGGAUGCGAAGGAGGCAGCCACGGCGUACCAGGAAGCCAAGCAGCGCUUCUUCAGCACGCUGGAAGAGAUGGGCUACGGCAGCUGGAUCCGCAAACCCCAAGAGGAAGAUAAUUUUUCUUUCCUCGAUGCAUAA